This is a messenger RNA of Photinus pyralis (common eastern firefly), 928 nucleotides long. RefSeq names its product alpha-tocopherol transfer protein-like. Gene Ontology annotation, cellular component: membrane. The coding region runs from base 30 to 761 and encodes 243 amino acids. The transcript has 4 exons. Gene Ontology annotation, molecular function: phosphatidylinositol bisphosphate binding. The record is from RefSeq and is a predicted model, not a curated record. Lineage: Eukaryota; Metazoa; Arthropoda; Insecta; Coleoptera; Lampyridae.
UGAGUUUAAGAUUAGUGUAGACGCAAAAGAUGACACGACACGAUUUUGAAUUUUCCAUAAAUGACGCCAUUUCACAAAAUCGCACUACCAUUAAAGACAUCGAGGAUGUCGAGAGUUGGUUAACCACUCAAACUUAUCCCAAGCUAACCAAAGAGCAAAUUGUCGCGUUUUUACUCUCGUGCCGUAAUGAUAAAAGUUGGGCAAAGAACACCAUUGCGGCCAAUUUUGCGCUUAAAUCCAACCGACCGGAUCUAUUUACCGAUCGCACCCUUAGAAAUGUAUCGAUACAGAAGAUUCUCAACGUAGUGCAUAUUGGCGUGAUGCCUGUAAGGCUAAACGGAUCCGUAAUUGUUGUUAGUCAGAUGGUGGACACAGAUUAUCACAAUUUUGAUUUAAUAGCUUAUACAAAAUUCAUUCUAAUGGGUAUGGAGACCGCAACAUUAAAAGCUGACCCACCUGAUGGACUUAUAGCAAUACUAGACAGUAAAGGUUAUGGACUAAUGCACUUAACUUGUGUUAAACUGGACUUGGUGAAAUGGCUUUUGCAAUAUAUCCAAGAAGGAAUGCCGAUAAAGGUAACGGCCGUCCAUAUUAUUAACACUAAUACUGCGUCAGAAAUGGCACUGAACUUGGCGAAGCCUUUCAUUAAGAAUGAAAUUAAAAAAACUAUAUGUUUUUACAGCUCCACGUCCACUCUACAUCGCAUAUGGAAUUGUUCUAUCAAAACCAUAUACCGAAACGCUAUCUUCCCAGCGAUAUAGGGGGUGAACUUGAACCGCUCAAAACCUAUAGAGAGAUUUCAUUACGAAAUAUGGACAAGAUGGAGGAGUACUUUAAAUUUGAAGAACAACAAAGAGCCGCAGCUGCGAAAUAGCUCAAAAACGAUUGUUUGUAUUACCAACGUAAUAGAAUCAAAUCUUUCAACAAA